UGUUGGACUCUCUGAAGCAGCUGUCAGAGCUCAGCACCAUCAGCAGGAACGUGGCUGUGCUCAAAUGUUCCCUGGAACGCAUCAUCAACAACAGCUCAGCAGCAGGUCCCUGCUGUCCUCCGAACUGGACUUCUUUUGGUUUGGACUGUUUUUACUUCAGCUCUGAGUUUCUGUCCUGGAACGAGUCCAGGAAGUGGUGCGAGCGAAAUGAGGGUCACCUGUUGAUCCUGAACACGGACCAGGAGUGGGACUUUGUGACCAAGCACACCAUUCCCAGGUUCUACUGGGUCGGCUUGUCUGACUGGAGGACCGGGAAGUGGGAGUGGAUCAACCAGACCCCAUACACAAUCCAGCGCAG
This is a messenger RNA of Austrofundulus limnaeus, 358 nucleotides long. Its product is annotated as C-type lectin domain family 10 member A. NCBI's taxonomy places the organism in Eukaryota, Metazoa, Chordata, Actinopteri, Cyprinodontiformes, Rivulidae. The record is from RefSeq and is a predicted model, not a curated record.